This is a messenger RNA of Zophobas morio, 6755 nucleotides long. RefSeq lists its product as uncharacterized. Lineage: Eukaryota; Metazoa; Arthropoda; Insecta; Coleoptera; Tenebrionidae. The transcript has 4 exons. The coding region runs from base 587 to 3925 and encodes 1112 amino acids. The record is from RefSeq and is a predicted model, not a curated record.
CACGUUGGCAGUCCUGCUCGAAAAAUAUACAAAAUGGCGACGGCGAGAACCCGUUGAUGUCGCCGAUCCCGUUGUAAAUCAGUCGCAAAAUCGCCAAAAUAAAGUGAACGCCGGCCUGAAACCGCCCCCAAUGUGCAUCCGAAAAACCUGAGUGUCCCUGACAAAUGUUCUACGGCGGGACUUGCGAAUGAAAGUAGUGAAAAACGUGCUUAAAAAAUGUGAUGUUGUUUCUUUGUCUUUAUUGUCGACGAUGUGAAGUGCGGUCGUGUUGCUGUUGAGUUUUUCCGCCCGUUUUCCACCCCCAGACGCCCUGCAGCCUUCGCCGCCGCCGCGGGACCGUGCCACAUUCCCCUCGAUUUAUCAAGACUGGAACCCCAUUUCUACGAAACUGACUACUCUAUCCAGUAACCCGAUUUUGAGAAAAGAAAAACAACAUUGGCAGAAAAACUAAUCUCUACGGAACCCAGAGUUUAGAGGCGGCGAAGAAUUUAUGGGUUUAAUUUUAUAUCCACGUGGUACCUUCACAUGUGCGCAACAGCGAUUGUCGCCCAAGGCUCGGCCCCCGAUCGACCCAAGAUGAGGUAAAAUGCUCUCCAGCAGCACGUCGGCCGUCUACCAGUACCUCCACGACGAUGCACCUCCUCCAGUGCGUCGACACGAGAACAUUGCCGGAACGAUGUUAAAACCUAGUGAGUUUCGCGAGGAACCGACGCCGCCGCCGUCGCCGGCGAACGGCGUCGUCGGCAAGAAACGACGCCGCCGCCGCGUCAAAUAUAUCUGUGAUUGUCCGUUACUUCAACAAGACUGUGGACCUAACAACUGUACUAUUAAAUUAAGACUAUUGCUAAGUUUAUACGUGUUUGUAACAAUAUGUACGUGCCUAUUAACGAGAUUAUCGUCAAUUUUCAAGAAUUCCAAGCUCACGUGUAUCGCCUACAAGCCGUUGUUGCUUUAUUGUUUGUUAUGUAGUGCGCAUGCGUACUCGAACGAGUUUGACAAGUCCGAACAGCUACUCGACAAGCUAAACCUGGAGCAGAGCAUCGCGGCCGUCUUCAAUAAGGUCGCUUACGGCAGCACGACGAAGAGAUCGAUCCCGGACAACGCCUAUCCGGUCACGACCUUGGCGACGCCGCUGCUCACGACCUACAGAUACUCGGACGGCAACGAAGAGUGGCUGAGGGUCGACGUGAAAAAUAACGAUAGGCCGUCGGGGCGCAGCAGCGUCGACUUCGAGCCGGCCGAAUACGACACCAACGAGAAGAAGGACGACGGCUACGGGGCCGAAUUAGAGAAAGAUCACGUGCUGCCGACGUCGGCGCCGGCGGCGGACAUCUUGAAGAACAACAACAACAAGCAUUACAACAACCCGAAUCGGUACAACAACGACCGGUUAAGGCCGGACUUUAUGCCGGACUCGCAGGAGCAAGUCACGGAGAACGUGUACAAAACCACCACGGCUUACAACCUCCUGCGUAACGUCAGACCGACGAAAUCCAUGUACAGUAAAGACAUUCCCAGUUACGUUCCUCCGAGUCGGGCGUUCUUCACGCCGCCGUUACCUCCAGAAUAUCAAAAUCCCUUCGCCGAUAAACCGACCCUGAGGGGGACCAACUCGGAUGGGUUCGCGAGCAGGCGACCGAUCCCGCCCCCUAGCUUGAUGCCGAACAAAGAUCGAAUACCGUUUAGGCCCGACUUACCCAAAGUCAACGCCGAAAGAAUACCAGAGAAGCCGAACGAACAACCGAAGCCGAAUCCCCAGAACGAUAAAAACGAAAAGAAGAAGACUCUCAAUACGCCCUCGCAGAACGCAAAGAUUGGAGAAUUUUACGGGUUGAAUAGGAACCACAAUGAGACGAGUUUUGAGUACGAGAAGAGCUAUGCCCCCGAGCCGUCAAUCACGAGGAUCUUGAGCGGGUCGAACGGAAGACACGACGAUAUACAGAUUCCUGAUAUUCUGUAUCGAGCGGUAACGGCAACUCCUAAUGUUCAACGCCAAGAACCCAAAACAACAAAAACUAGAGCACCAGCGGCCGAACCGUCGCUCAAAGUACAAGAACCCGAAGGGAAAAACACCAAAACGGAGGUUCAGGAGGAAGUCGAAGAUAACAGCGAACCGGCGAUCACCAAAAAGGAAAUCGUACAAGAAGCUAAACCCCCAGAUCGGACUGAAAGCGUCACUAUUAAGAAAGACAUCCCGGUGCAAGAAAAGAAACACGCUGAGGACGUGACGACGCAAAUGUCUGACAUGGUUAACUUACCCAACGUGAAGGAGAAGGACACUAGUAAUGUUACUAAAGCCAGUUCGGAAGAAAUUUGGUUGAUUUGUUGGAACGUCCACGUGUAUUUGGUCGUUUUCGGGUACAUUCUUCUCGCGAUUUAUUCAAUUUAUAAAUUGAUUCGGUACGAGAACGAUCCACACAUGUUUUCGAAGAGUUACUUCCUCACUAUCCAUCUCAUGCUGACCGUGAUCUGCGUCUUAAGAAUAUUUUACUUAACGUACGACCCCUACAACGUAGACAAGUCGUUCAAUAUUUUCCUCUACGAGUUCUUACACAGUUUCCCUUUAAGUCUCCUGGCUACAACUUUCGCUGUUCUUAUUUUGUUCCUACUGAAGCGGACGUUGACUCACCUGGAAGUGAAAACUAGGCCAGUUUUUCUUGUCGUUUUCGCUCUUUUACACAUCGUCUUGUGUUUCUGCCUCAGCACCUUCGAGAAUUUCGGUCAUUUCGAGAAGGCGAGUUUGAUUGUGUGCAGGCCAGUGUUCGUCCUAUUGGCGUGGGCCUUAGGCUUUAGUUACUUAUAUUUAUAUCGCAUUAUCAAGAAUGUUCUGGCGAAGAAAAGCCAAAACCUGUCGGAAAUGUGCACCCAGAAUAUAUCUUACGCUUCUCACAUCACCAUCGCCGUCGCCCUCCUCUUCGUCCUUUUGGGUUUCGUGCAAUUAUACGCUUUGUUCUUCAUCAAGGAAGACCGUUUCAACGGCGAAACGAAACACCAUUGGAUUUUAUGGGGUUUCGAGUUGUCGGUGCGCUUCCUCGAGAUCUCCAUUAUCACCCUCUUGGCCAUCGUCGUGAGCUUGAAGAUGUCGCAACGAGAAAAACAGACUGCUGGCGGUUUUCCUUUGUUCCCGUGCACCACGAGCGAUUCGAGUACUGACAACAUCUACCCCAACAACUGCAAUACGAAUCCCAACGCACUCAACUACAGCCGGAACGAGAUGAUCAUGGACAAUAUUCCGUCGGAAACGGUUGAAAGGCCGAACCUCCUCAAGAACGCCUUCCAGAACGAUUCGUUCGACAAGAAGUCGACUCUCGAGAGGUACCACAGCGAUUCGGAGCGCAACAGCAACUUUGAUCGGUUCGAGCGGCCGAAUUGGGGCUCGGAUCGCUUCGAAUCGCGCCAGAACGUGGAUCAGACGAGCUUGAAUAACUUCAUUCAGCCGAGUUCGGGGCAUUUCGAGCGCGGGGCUCACAACUCGUCGCGGAACUCGGCGAGGAAGACGUACGAUUCGGCCAAGUACUACACGAAGCCGAAGUACGAAGUGGAGUACAACAACGAGGAUUAUCAGCACGAAGGUUUCGGAGGGAACACCCAAGACAGGAAUAUUUACAGCGAACCUGUUGAUAAUAAUCACCAGUACGAGAGGACGAGGCACGAAUUCGAGCGCAACGACUUCGACAGGCGUUCGAGGAACUCCUCGAAUACUUCGGGGAGACGGUCUACGGGUCGGACGCGCAAGAAUCACGCGAGACCUCACCUGGGGGUCCAGACGUUGCCGAACCACGACGGCAGGCACCAGAUCCAGGACUCGAUGCUCGUGGACGAACAGGGUUUCGUAAGGUUCCGGCAUCUGCAGGACGAAGUGGAGAAACCGAAAAAAUCAAAGAAGCAACAGAAUAACGACGUGAGUCAUUUCAGUGACGCGUGAAAUACGUUUUGGGAUUCGGUAUGCAAAAAGGGCGGUUCGAUAGUAGCGGUUUAAAUAUUUAUUACGUUGCGAAAGUCUUAUUCCCGAGGUGUCCGCGAGCUGGUGUGGACGUAGAUUUAGAGACGUCUCGCACAAUUGUUGGAUUUUCUAAAGAAGUAACAUUUGGUGCGGUGCAAUCGAGUGAAACUGAGAACGGAUAUAAAGUACACAAUUUCAAAAGGAAAGAAGUUGAGAUCGUUGUCGGUUUAUGCCGGCGGCAACUGUUGCAAACGUUGGAGUUUUACGAAAUAACCGAAAUUCGUCGACUGGGAGUAUCCCUAUGUGCUUAAUAAUCAAAUCGACCUCUGCCGAGCUCUACGGAGUUAAAUGCAAAUUGGGUAAAAUGAACCCUGAUUGCAUUUUAUCGAUCAUAAAGUAAAGGACGAGACGCGGAUGCUUUAUGAGGGCAAUUAUGUUCCGUUCUUGUUUAAUCCGUUGUUUUAUGUUCGUUCUCAGUUUAACUCCGUUAUAAAUACUGUGAUGGCUGUCGACGAAAAUAAUUUAUCGUUCGGAAAGAGUCGGACGCUUCCUCUUGUUUGACUUGGAUUAGUUCGAAGGUGGUCAAACAGAAAGUUGCCAGAUUUAGCACCGGUCGAUAUCUUUGGGUAAACUCAUCUAGCGCGUUCGAUGCUGCUUUGUGAUACUCGAGUGAUUUUAGCUUCCAAAUUAAGCGGAUCUAAAGCCAGGCCCCUACUUAAUUUACGUCACAUAAGAAUUUAAAAAAUUUCAAGAAUACUCAAUCGAUAAUUUAAUAUCGGUAAUAAUUUAUGAGCUGACUCAUCCUCGCUUCAGAUUAAUAAAGUCUAGCGUUUCUCAUAAAGUAAUCUAUUAGGAGUGAUAUUUUACUUGUAAACUAAUUAAUUAGGGAAGGUUAAAGUACGGCGGGCGAACUUUCCACGCCAAAAGAAAAUUUCUUUUCUUAGCCACUCCACAAGAAUCUCAAGGAUCACGGGAACAGAAUUUCUAUACUUUGUUAGCAACUAUCUCUUGCUCGGCUGACGGGUAUUCUCAACAAGGCUUGUCCCAGAAGAACUCUGGCGUAAUAAUUCGACGUAAAACCACCACCUUCAUAAAAAACUAGAUACGUAAUCCAACGAGAUGUGUCUGAGGAAAGCCAAUUUGUGCGGCAAUUUUGUCUGGGACAAGCUUGAACCGAGUUUCGGUUUACAGCCGCUAGUCCGUUUCAGUAAUCAACAAAUACAAAUAAUUUUUAGUUUUGUAAGAAUUGCAGGGUAUUCUAAGUGAGUAUUAAAAAGCAAAAAUUGUGAUUAUGCGUAGGUACUUUAAAGCAAUAAGUUUUCGGUUUGGUAACUAAUUUGCGUUUUUUGGCAAUAAUGCGGCCCUCGUGGUAGAAGUUUUAAGUCGUCAAUUAGGUCGAUGCGGAAUGAGGAAUUACGCGUUCCGGGUAUUAUGUCGCGUGAAAUUUUGGGCACCUCUACCACUGUACAAAAUUGGAUUCAAUAAAGACAACUUUGUGAUAGACUUCAUGACAGAUCCCGAUAUUAUUUUUUCACGUUGUUGUUGUUGAUCCGCACCAGCUCCCGGAGCCCGAGAAUUUUGUUGAAUUUGUGUGAAUGUCUCGAAUUGCCUAUGAUAUCGAUAUCAGGAGAGACGGUUUCGGCCUAAUCAAAAAUCUCACUUUUGGGGAAGUGCAACUUCCGCUUUUUGACGUAAACAUGAACAAAGCAAAUAUGACAAAUUAGAUAGAGUCACGUAAACGGUGAUAAUUUUUCCCCCGGGGUGUGAAUGCCGGGAAUAAAUUUAAUAAUAAAUAAAAGAAAUAAAUUCACUAAUUGUUAGAUUAUAGUGUAUGUACGAUUAUAUACUUUACAUGAAAGAUAAAGUAGCAACAGUGUAUAAAAAUUUGCAAAAUGUACAUAUUUAUAAUGUUAAGUAAUGACUAUAUAAUUUUAAUUUUUUAUAUAAUUUUAUAACUUCUUUGUAAGAUACAGGGUGUUCGUGUUGAAACGGCAGCUAUGAUGACAAACUUAUCUCCUUAUUUGUUGAGUUUCCUACCCGAGUCCCUCCUAUCUUACCCUGUAUGGUUUAGUUUAACCGAAAACUGACUGAAAAACUCGAUAUUAUCCAUGUAUUUAUUAUAAUUCGGGCUAAAUACACGAAAAAUUACCGUCCUAAUGACCAAAUAAGCGCGCGAAAAUUUGCUUCCGAGAGCGCUUUUUCGCGUGCCACUCGAAAUUUUGGUGCGAGUCGGCACUGUUGUAGAUGUCUUUGUUUUUGUAUAUAUGUAUCUAAUAUUUGCCAAUAUUUAGCCUUGCCAUUUUUAACUGCUGGGUUUUAUAUAUAGAAGAUUAAAACGAAACAUUUAUUUUUGUAUAUUAUGUUCAGUAUUAUUUUUUUACGUUCACAGUAUUUAUUAAAAGACACUGUAACGGUGUUUUUGCAAUUAUUUUAACUCACAACGAGUCGUGACGUAGUUUUAUCGCCAUUUUUAUUUUCCUCUAACUUUCAAAGACUUGUUUAUACAUUCCUUUACUUGCCACUGUUUCUUUUUUAUAUAAUGUUCCUAAGUGACGUACUUAUACCAGUAAUUCUGACGUUUUUUGCCAGUAUUUCUAUAACGCCUCUACUUGUAUUAGUAUAGAAAAAUAACAUUUUUUGAUUUUUGAGUGUCACACGAAAUGUUAUUUUUAACGAUAUAAGUGAAUUGGUGAUUUUUAAAAUGUACAAAUAAUGCAAGUGUUGUUUACAUUUUGUAAGUCAUCACAUUAUUUAUAUAAACAACAUUGACUUCAAUUGUAUUAUAUUAUUGUAAAAUAUAAACUAUGUCUUA